GCUGGCUAGGGCCGGGGCCCGAGUUCAAGGGAGGGAUCUGAGACGCAGAUAAGGUCUCCCGGAAAGGAGGCCGCUGCAACAGGCGAAGACUGGGAGAGGGGAAUAGGUGGGACCCGAAGCGGAGCGGUGUUUAUGAGGACCGCGAACGGGACCUCCAGUCUACACUCCAGGCCCUGUCCCCUGAGCUCUGCCCUCGGAUGUCCGACCGCCCAGAGCCUGCAUGCGCCGUGGGGCGCCCCAGGACCAGGAGCUGGUGGGCCCAGGGGCCCCUGGCCGGGGGUCCCGGGGCGCCCCUUCUUCUUUGGGACCGGUUGUCCCGGUCCUUGUAUUUCCCCCGGAUCUAGUAUUUAGGGCAGACCAGCGGAGCGGACCCCGGCAGCUGUUGACUCUCUAUAACCCCACAGGAACUGCGCUUCGUUUCCGAGUUCUGUGCACAGCACCUGCCAAAUACAGGGUGUUUGACGCAGAAGGCUAUGUGAAGCCUCAGUCCUGCAUUGACAUUGUGAUUCGCCAUGUGGCUCCCAUUCCCAGCCACUAUGAUGUCCAGGACCGCUUCCGCAUUGAGCUGUCUGAGGAGGGUGCUGAGGGCCGAGUGGUGGGAAGAAAAGACAUCACCUCAGUUCUGAGAGCCCCAGCAUACCCCCUUGAGCUUCAAGGACAGCUGGACCCAACACCCCACCCUGGGCCUCCUGCUGGGACAGCCCCACCCACAGCCAGACACUUCCAGGAGAACCCCCACCAGCAACUGGCCACUAGCUCCUUCCUCCUGUUCUUGCUGACGGGGAUCAUCUCUGUGGCCUUCCUACUGCUCCCACUUCAGGAUGAACUUGGCAGCCAACUGCCUCGAGUCCUGCACGUCUCCUUAGGACAGAAGUUGGUGGCAGCCUAUGUGUUAGGCCUCCUAACCAUGGUGUUCCUCCGGACCUGAGCCCCCUGCUCAAACUGCCCCCCCCACCCCUGACCUGGGCAGGGACUUGAAACAACCACUGUGAUGCCCUUACCUUGCCUCAACUCCUUUCUUCACUUCUUGCCCACCCCACCCUCCACAAAAAUACCCAGGGAUUUGUACUCAUUUUCCAAGUUCAAUAAAGUACAUUUUUAAAAUGAAAAUGAGAAA
Messenger RNA from Otolemur garnettii (small-eared galago), 1117 nucleotides. It is a transcript of the gene MOSPD3, whose product is annotated as motile sperm domain containing 3. Lineage: Eukaryota; Metazoa; Chordata; Mammalia; Primates; Galagidae. Gene Ontology annotation, cellular component: cytoplasm. The coding region runs from base 221 to 928 and encodes 235 amino acids. The transcript is spliced from 6 exons. The record is from RefSeq and is a predicted model, not a curated record.